AUGCUGGGUCUGGGACGUGCAGCCGCUUGUCGCCUGAGCCGUGGCGCGACAAGCGUCUCCUUCAUACCCUCUUCUGGCAUAUUCCAGAACUUCUUCAGGGACCUGAGCUCAGACAGCGACAGUCAUGACGAUUUCAAGGCACAGUUGAAGCCCCAGCAACCCGGAGGCGUGGUGGCUACCAUCGAAGAAGACAUAUCAAAACACAAGGUCUUUUUGUACAUGAAGGGUGUCCCAGAAGCCCCACAGUGUGGUUUCAGCAUGCUGGCUUGCCAAAUUCUGAACCAUUAUGGUGUGACAUAUGGCAGCCGCAAUGUUUUGGCUGAUCCAGAAAUUAGGGAAGGCAUCAAGAAAUUUACCAGCUGGCCAACCAUUCCCCAGGUUUUCGUUGAUGGGGAGUUUGUGGGUGGCUCCGACAUAUUGAAGCAAAUGCACGAAAAUGGGGAGCUGAAGAAACUGUUUGGUGGCAAGGCGUGA
Molecule: messenger RNA, 474 nt
Organism: Ostreobium quekettii
Lineage: Eukaryota; Viridiplantae; Chlorophyta; Ulvophyceae; Bryopsidales; Ostreobiaceae
Source: the annotation of a GenBank genome assembly